Molecule: messenger RNA, 2586 nt
Organism: Pipistrellus kuhlii (Kuhl's pipistrelle)
Lineage: Eukaryota; Metazoa; Chordata; Mammalia; Chiroptera; Vespertilionidae
Gene: TRIM59
Product: tripartite motif containing 59
Exons: 4
Coding region: 401-1645 (414 amino acids)
Biological process (GO): cilium assembly
Cellular component (GO): cilium; centrosome; intraciliary transport particle B
Molecular function (GO): zinc ion binding
Source: RefSeq, a predicted model, not a curated record
GGCGCGGGAAGCUGGGCCUCCAGCCAAUCCCUGGCGGCCACGCCCCCGCCUCCGCAGGCGCCGCAGGCCGUUUACUUUCGAACGGCGGCCCCGCGCGCGUUCCCAUUGGCCGGCGUCCCGCAAAUUGAAUGUUGCCGGGAGACCGCACCUGCGUCGGAGGCUCCGCGAAGCCCCGCCCCGUCUGGGCACCUGGAGGCCCUCGGGGCGUCGGAGGGCGGGGCCGCCCGGCAGUUCUCGGCGUCCCGCGUGGAGGCCGGCGAGCUCCGUCCUGGCUCGUGAGGAGGUUGCCCGUCUGCCCCGCGCCGGAAAAAGAAUAAAAGAAUCUGGAAAAGUUGGACAAGAUAAAAUAUACUAUUCAGUCUUCAAACUAGGAAGAUCAACAAAGCAGGUUUCCAUCCCAAUGAGUAGAAAAAUGUUACAAAAUAAAAUCCAGAAAAUGCACAACUUUGAGGACGAGUUAACAUGUCCCAUUUGUUAUAGUAUUUUUGAAGAUCCUCGUGUACUACCAUGCUCUCAUACAUUUUGUAGAAACUGCUUGGAAAAUGUUCUUCAGGCAUCUGGUAACUUUUAUUUAUGGAGACCAUUACGAAUUCCACUAAAGUGCCCUAAUUGCAGAAGUAUUAUUGAAAUUGCUUCAACUGGUAUUGAAUCUUUACCUGUUAAUUUUGCAUUAAGGGCUAUUAUUGAAAAGUACCAGCAAGAAGAUCAUCCAGAGAUUGUCACUUGCCCUGAACAUUACAGGCAACCAUUGAAUGUUUACUGUCUACUGGAUAAAACAUUAGUUUGUGGUCAUUGCCUUACCAUAGGCCAACAUCAUGGCCACCCUAUAGACGACCUUCAAAGUGCCUAUCUGAAAGAAAAAGAUACGCCUCAGAAACUGCUGGAACAGUUAACCGACACACACUGGACGGACCUUACUUGUCUUAUUGAAAAGCUGGAAGAAGAAAAAUCUCAUUCGGAGAAAAUGGUUCAAGGUGAUAAAGAAGUUGUUCUCCAGUAUUUUAAGGAGCUUAAUGAUAUAUUAGAACAGAAAAAAAAGAAUUUCCUAACUGCUCUCUCUGAUGUUGGCAAUCUGAUUAAUCAAGAAUAUACUCCACAAAUUGAAAGAAUAAGAGAAAUGAGGAAGCAGCAGCUUGAAUUAAUGACAUUGACAACAUCUUUACAAGAAGAGACUCCACUUAAAUUUCUUGAAAAAGUUGAUGAUGUCCGUCAGCGUGUGCAGAUCUUGAAACAAAGUCCACUUCCCGAGGUCCAACGUAUUGAAAUUUAUCCCCGAGUAAGCCAAGUAUUGAAAGAAGAUUGGAGCAUAACAGAAAUUGGACAAGUUAAGAAACUUCUCAUUCCUGAAAUGAAAAUUUCUUCAACCAGGAUGCCUUGUUCCUGGCCUGCUGAUGAAAAGGAAGUUGAAUUUUUUAAGAUUUUAAAUAUUGCUAUAGUUACAUUAAUUUCAGUGAUACUGAUGUUGAUCCUCUUUUUUAACCAACACAUAAUAACCUUUCUAAAUGAACUCACUUCAAUGUGUUUUUUUGAAGUCUUUCUUUCUGUUUACCAAAGUUUAUCUAACAAUCUGCACAAUUUAAAGAAAAUGCUAUAUCACACUUUAUAUUUACUGAAGGAAUUCAUAUGGAAAAUAGUCUUUCGUUGAAAAUGCAAAUCUAAAUUCAAAUAGGCUUUUUCUAAACAGGGACUAACAACCAUUGCUAAGUGGAAAAAUUGGGGUUGCAUGGAUAAAUAAAAUAGCAAACUAAACUUUAUUGGAAUUGCAACAAACAUAUAGAAAUAUUUUAAACCUUUUAUGUUUCUGUUGGAUAGAAAUGUGUCAGAAAUGAAGCAGUGUCUUUGGUUUUCGAUGUAAAACCUAGAAUAAAAUCUAGUUGAUUUGAAUUUUAUCCUUUUUCAUGGAUUUGAGAACUUGACUUAAUAUUGCUGUGGCAUUUAAACACUGUUUUGCCAAUAUUGUCUUUUAGCAUUAAUAUGGCUGUAGUGAUUGACUUUGCAGUUCUUCACACAUAGCUUUUAGAAUAAAAGAUGGUAAAAUCUGGAAAGUACCUAUGCACUUGUUUUUGAUGUGGCUUUUGCAUGGGCAAAUAAGAAUGGUGACGUUUUGAAAUCAAGCAGCAAAGUCUAAAAUAAGGGGUUGCUUAAAGAUGUUUUUGAUCAGACAAACUGGAUCCACACAUUGUUUUAGAUGGAUUUGUCUUAAGAUGUUUAAAAUCUAAGUGUUGUUAGGAAACAAACAGCAACGUUUCCUAAAAAAGUAUUUUGUGGUUUGUGUUACUUUAGGGUUAUAUUUAACUUUUGUGUGGUGUUGCCAACUAAGUUCUUGGAUAAAAACUUUUUGAAAUGUUAUGAAUUCCGUCCUCUUUAGAUUUAGAUAACAUGUUAACUGCAUUUGUCUUAAAAACUUAAAUUUGACCAAGGCCAUGUAAUAUAUGACUUGCAAGUUUUUAGUUGACAAAACUUAUGUAGUAUAUAUGACUGUAGUCAAGUACAGGCAUACCUCGUUUUAUUGCACUUUUGCAGAACAUUUUUUUUAUUUUCCCAACUGAAGAUUUAGUUGCACCCCUGAGUCAAGUAUACCUGCAC